Molecule: messenger RNA, 2926 nt
Organism: Pseudoliparis swirei
Lineage: Eukaryota; Metazoa; Chordata; Actinopteri; Perciformes; Liparidae
Product: nuclear factor of activated T-cells, cytoplasmic 3-like
Exons: 10
Coding region: 105-2633 (842 amino acids)
Biological process (GO): calcineurin-NFAT signaling cascade; regulation of transcription by RNA polymerase II; cytokine production
Cellular component (GO): transcription regulator complex
Molecular function (GO): transcription factor binding; DNA-binding transcription factor activity, RNA polymerase II-specific; RNA polymerase II cis-regulatory region sequence-specific DNA binding
Source: RefSeq, a predicted model, not a curated record
GUGGCCGUUGUUUGUUUGUUUGUUUGUUGGAGCGGAGUUGUGCUCCGGGCGGAUGGAAGUGCGUGAGACGGGUUCCUCGGAGCGACAGACGGGUUGACGGGUCCAUGGAGGAGCUGGACUUCCGGCUGGUGUUCGAGGAGGACGCGCGCGCCGCAGGUCCAGACCUCAGCGCUCAGACUCUGGUGGAGCAGCUGGUCGGCCAGGAGCUGCACAACUUCCCCCACCACCACCAUGAGUCUCAGGGGCCCCAGUACGGCGCCCUGGGGAACCCCAGAACCUUCGACUGCCCGAGUAUCCAGAUCACCUCCAUCGCGCCGAACAACCACGUGGAGCCGGGCGGCCACCGGGGAGCGUCGUCGGUGGGGGGGGCGGAGGGGGGUCACCCCGAGGCGUCCUGGUCCCGAGGCCAGCUCUACCUGCCCCUGGACCCGUGCUACCGGGACCCGGCGCUCUGCCCGAGCCCCUGCAGCAGCCUGUCCUCCCGGAGCUGGAUGUCCGACCUCUCGUCCUGCGAGUCCGUCUCCCAGGUCUACGACGACGUGGAGGCGGCGCUGCGCGCCGCCGCCCGCCUCGCCCUGGGGUCCCCCCUCAGCCGGGGGUCCCCAAUCGGGUCUCCUCUGGGGUCCCCGGGCUGCGGGGGCGGGGCCUUCGGGGUGGAGCUGUGGCAACAAAAGUACCAACAUCCUUUAUCCUCCAGCCCGGCGCUGUCGCCCCACCAGUCGCCCCGCCAGUCGCCCCGCACCAGCGUCACCGAGGAGAGCUGGCUGAGCCGCCGCCCCCCCUCCAGGCCGACGUCGCCCUGCGGGAAGAGGCGUCACUCCGGCGCCGACCCCCCGGCCGGCUCGCCGACCGCCCACCGCUCCCCCAGCCCCACGCCGGGCGCCUCGCCGCUCGGCUCCCUGACGGACGACGUCUGGGUGGGGAGCCCCUCCGCCGGCGCCCUGGGGCCCCUUCUGAUGGCCAGCUACCAGGAGCUGGACGUCCCCUCCAAGACCAGGAGGACCCAGCUGGGCUUCCUGGCCGGCCAAGGAGACCCGGGGCUGGAGGCCUUCCUGGACUCGCCCGGCGAGGAGGGCCUGGACCAGGACGGCCUGGCGGACCUCUUCUUUGAGGUGCCCUCCCACUUCAGCUGGAACAAACCCAAACCCGGGAACCCGCCUCUGUUCAGGACCUCGUCGCCCCCCCCUCUGGACUGGCCCCUGCCCAGCCAGUAUGACCAGUGUGAGCUGGAGGUGGAGGUCCAGCCCAGGUCGUACCACAGGGCGCACUACGAGACGGAGGGCAGCAGAGGGUCCCUGAAGGCAGCAUCAACUGCAGGGCAUCCUGUUGUCAGGCUCACUGGCUCUGCCCCUCAGCCGCUCAGCCUCCAGCUCUUCAUCGGCACCGCAGACGACCGCUACCUGCGUCCUCACUCUUUCUACCAGGUGCACCGCGUGACGGGGAAGACGGUCGCCACCACGUGCCACGAGAAGAUCGUGGGAGGCACCAAGGUCCUGGAGAUCCCUCUGCUCCCGGAAAACAACAUGGCCGCCAGCAUCGACUGCGCCGGCGUCCUGAAGCUGCGGAACGCCGACAUCGAGCUGAAGAAAGGGGAGAUGGACAUCGGGAGGAAGAACACCAGGGUGUGUGUUGUGUUCAGGGUCGCCGUCCCUCAGCCGGACGGACGGGCGCUGUGGCUGCAGACCACGUCCACGCCGGUGGAGUGCUCCCAGCGCUCCGGUCAGGAUCUCCCUCUGGUGGAGAGCUUCAGUCCCGCCAGCUGCUCCGUUGCCGGGGGAGACGAGCUGCUCAUCAGCGGCACCAACAUCUCCACCCAGUCCAGGGUGGUGUUCACGGAGAAGGGCUCCGAUGGAAGGCCUGUGUGGGAGAUGGACGGCAGGGUGGUGCCGGAGAAGAGCAGCUCGACCCGCCUCCUGGUGGAGGUUCCUCCGUACUGCAGGAAGACCUCCGAGCCGGUCCCGGUCCAGUUCUACGUCUCCAACGGGAAGAGGAGGAGGAGUCUGCCGCAGACCGUGACCUUCCUGCCCGGAGUCGGGCGCCGCCCCCCCGCGGUCAAACAGGAGCUCUGGGAGACGGACCGCGUCUCCCACAAUGCACCUGGCCAGCAAGCGCUGGGACCGGACCUGGUUUAUUACGACUCCCGGGACGCCCCGGUGCAUUGUGGUCCUCCCGCGCAGAGCGCGCCUCGUCUCCAUCACCCCCCUCCGUCCUCUGUCCCCCCUCAGACCUCCAUGCUGCCCCCCCAGACCUCCUCAGUGGCGCUCCAGGCCUUCACCGCCCCCCCUCAGGCCUCCAUGCUGCCCCCCCAGACCUCCUCAGUGGCGCUCCAGGCCUUCACCGCCCCCCCUGGUGCGACUCGGAGGGGAGAGCCCUCCCCCCUGGGGUCCAGAAGAGCUUUUGAGACCCCCGCUGACCCCCUGAAGGACUCUCAGGCCUCGGGACCGGCGCUGAGGGUCAAGCGGGAACCGGACGACGGUCCACAUCUGGAACAUCAGGAACAUCAGGGCCUCCAGGAGAUCACGCUGGACGACGUGAGCGAGAUAAUCGGCCGAGACAUCGGCAGCAUCCGGUUCGACCAGCUGGACCAGUACCACGAGCUGGACCAGUACCACCAGAACCACGGGGCUCCGUAGACCACUUCUCUUCAUCUUGGACAAAAACAACCAAACUGAUCCUCAAGUGCCUGAAGAGAACCAAUCAGAAGCCUCCGACUGAAGCCCCUCCCCCUCAGGGCGACUGCCUCAGGGAUUAUUAACGGGACUCGAAAACCAAAGACGCUGUUUUAGUUUUGUAAAUCGUUUUAGGUUGAUAGAAUUGUAAAAAACAACAACAAACAAGAGGGCUGAAGGUCGACUGUUGCGUAAUCGGAAAACAAUCGACGACGUCGUCGCAGCUGAAAAUAAAAUCAAUAUUUAUUGGCCUGUUA